This is a messenger RNA of Folsomia candida, 1772 nucleotides long. Its product is annotated as esterase FE4-like. Bases 73 to 1725 code for a protein of 550 amino acids. NCBI's taxonomy places the organism in Eukaryota, Metazoa, Arthropoda, Collembola, Entomobryomorpha, Isotomidae. The record is from RefSeq and is a predicted model, not a curated record. The transcript has 11 exons.
GUACUGCUGACGCCACCAUUUCAAUCUGACCUUUCAUUGCUGCCAUUGCUCCCUCCCAGAUUUUACUCAAAAAUGCUACUAUUUGCAACAUUUUUGUUUAACUUGCUGUGUGGUUUGGUUCCGUGUGAUCCCAAUUACAGUGAUCCUAUCGUGAGUUCGGUUCCUUAUAAGGAAAGUGAUCUUCUCAGGGAGGGAAGAACCUGUAAUGAGUCCGAGACCAGUGACCCCGUGGUCACACUUCCAAGCGGGGGCAGGCUGGAAGGCUAUGGCAUGAAAACGGUCAAGGGUCGGCCGAUCCUUGCGUUUGAAGGAAUUCGUUACGGUAGAGCGGAGCGAUGGAAGUCUCCAACACCUGCUGAAGAAUGGACAGGGACAUUGAAGGCAAAUAAAAGAGGAAGUGACUGCCUCCAACUAAGCCUUGCAAAAUAUGUACGUGUUUAUGGGAGUGAAGAUUGUCUUUUCGCCAAUGUGUUUUCCCCUCGGCUCCCUUGUAAUGAGAGUGGAAAUAAUCGGGGAUAUCCAGUCAUUAUAUAUCUCCACUCGGGGGCAUUUUUUAUGGGAUCCGGAUCAGAACACGGUCCUGCGUACCUGUUGGAGAGAAAUGUCGUACUGGUCACGGUCAACUAUAGAUUGGGAGUGUUAGGCUUCCUUUCAACUGGCGACCUUUCUCUGCCCGGAAAUUUCGGAUUGAAAGAUCAAGUCCUAGCGCUCGAAUGGGUGCAUAAAAAUAUUGCAGCGUUCGGUGGUGAUCCCGACAAUAUCAACUUGGUCGGAUAUUCCGCCGGUGGAAUUUCUAGUCAUCUGCACAUGAUUUCUAACCGGACACGACACCUCUUCAUACGAGUGGCGUCACUCGGUACGGGCAGCGCUUUGCAAUAUUGGGCAGUGCAGUCCAAAGAACGGGCCAGAUAUUAUGCUAAUCGGGUAGGAAGAAGGUUAGGCUGUCCUACAAACGAUAGCACGGAAUUGGUCCAAUGUCUCAAAAAAGUUCCGGUCAACACGUUGGUGGCAGACUCGCUGAAUUUAUUUGACUGGUUUCCAUUACCUCCAGUGUUAGUUGCCCCUGUAGUUGAACCCCCGCAUUCUGACGCUUUUCUCCUGGAAAGUCCUGAGGAUGCUUAUAAUCGGGGUCACGUAGCUAAAAAACCGUGGAUCACGGGGACAACUAGUCAUGAAGGGAUGACGGCAGUAUUGGUCCUGGAAAUUUUCCAACGCUGGUUACCAUUCCGGCUAAAUUGGAAAUUGACCAGUAAAUCGUAUCUGGAUUUGAACUAUUUGUCCACCGUGUUUGGACAAAGUGUUGAAGACGUUGACCAGAUUGUGGAGAAGGUUACAAAAUUUUAUUUUGGGAAUAAACCCGCAAUGCAAGGAAGUAAUUUUGAAUUUGCCAGCAUAAUUUCACAUCGAUUCUUUCAAUUUGGAGUGUUAAAAGGUCUCCAAGUACAUUCCGCCAUUGCUCCAAGUUACGCUUACUACUUUUCAUUUGACAAGGGAAACUACAACAUGGGAAAUAUGUAUGGACACAAAUCGUCAGAGUGGGGCCCCGGCCAUGCAGAAGAUGAAUAUUAUUACUUCAACACGUCCACACAACACCCGGGCUUCAGAGAGUCAGACCCUGAUUAUAAAAUGUCCCAAGUGAUGGUUAAUUUUCUAGUGAAUUUCGUCACGACGGGGUACUUUAUACUUGCAAAAUUGCAAAAUAUAUUGAAAACUAAUUUAUAUUAGGUAGGUAGGUUUAUUCAAGAUUGAUAAAGCGCAAGCUCUUACAAUCA